Molecule: messenger RNA, 1773 nt
Organism: Beauveria bassiana ARSEF 2860
Lineage: Eukaryota; Fungi; Ascomycota; Sordariomycetes; Hypocreales; Cordycipitaceae
Product: pH regulatory protein
Exons: 3
Coding region: 1-1773 (590 amino acids)
Biological process (GO): positive regulation of transcription by RNA polymerase II
Cellular component (GO): nucleus
Source: RefSeq, a predicted model, not a curated record
AUGUCGCAACUCCCCGACAUUUCCCAGGUUACCUCUGGCGUGAGCAGCAACAGCAGCGACUCCAAGUCGGGCACCCCUGCGCCUUCAACCACCGCGGCGCGCGAGGCUGCCAUGGCCAGCAUUGCUGAAGACAAUCUCACAUGCCGUUGGAACCAGUGCCUUCAAAAAUUCGCUACUCCCGAAAUCCUCUAUGAACACAUUUGCGAUCGCCAUGUCGGCCGCAAAAGCACAAACAACCUUAGCCUGACCUGCCAAUGGAACUCGUGCCGCACAACCACUGUCAAGCGUGACCACAUUACCUCACAUAUCAGAGUCCACGUCCCUCUCAAGCCUCACAAGUGUGAGUUCUGUGGUAAGUCCUUCAAACGCCCUCAGGACUUGAAGAAGCACGUCAAGACACAUGCCGAUGAUUCUGUCCUCUCCCGCCAGGACAGCGGCUUCAACUACCGAACUCAGUCCAAGGCCCCUAGCUACUACGACCAUAAUGGUCAAAUGCGUUCUGGUCACGCCGGCUACCCCCAGCCUGGUCACCCUGGCGGCUACUAUGCUCCCCAGCAGCCUGCAAGCUAUGGCAUGUACUUUAACCAGCCGCCUCUGAACGCCCCCCGCGCGGAGCACAUUGGCUACAACGCUGCCGCCGCUGGCGGUUAUGACCGCAAGCGUACCUACGACAUGGUUGACGACUUCUUUGGCAGCGCCAAGCGCCGCCACAUUGACCCCUCGUCCUACACCGACAUAGGUCGCUCGCUUCUUCCUCUCCACGGCUCCCUGUCCGUCCCCCAGGGUGCCAUGGCUGCUGCCGAUCAUUACAUGCCCCAGCCUGCGCACGUCUCUGGCGGCAUGAGUGCCGGUGUUCCUCCCAUUGCUCACAACCCUCUGGCUCAGCAGUACUACCUGCCUAUGCCUAGCGCCCGCACCCAUAAGGAUCUCGUCCAUAUUGACAAUCUCCUCGGCCAAAUGCAGGAUACCAUCUACGAGAAUGCCCAACAUGCUACUGCCGGCGUACAUAUUCACAAUGGCAGCGAUCACAGCUAUGGUGGCUUCCGCAACACUCCCUCACCCAAUGUCGUGCACCGCGGAUCUCCCAGCCAUAUGGCCGACGGCUACGCCGUCUCAGCCGCCAGCAUGGCCUCCCCUCUCACUGCUAUCUCGUCGACCGGCACGCCCGCCGUCACCCCUCCUUCCAGCUCCAUGUCCUACACCUCGGGCCACUCUCCAAGCCCGUCUGCCUCUGGCAUGUCUGCUGCUGGCCUCUCUCCUCAGUCCCGUCACAGCCCAGCCGCUGUCAUGUACCCGAGCCUGCCCACCAGCCUGCCCGCUGCCAGUCACGGCUACGGCCAGUCUGCUACGGCCACGCUCGGUCCCAGCUUCGACAUGAGCGAGCGCCGUCGCUACUCUGGCGGUCUGCUCCAGCGCGCGCGCGGACCUUUGCCCUCGCGACCCGCCGAGCCGUCCAGCGGCGCCACUACCCCCAAGGCCGCCGCUGACAGCCCCGCCUCGCCCGCCUCGGAGUCGUCAGACACGAGCGAGGCCACCCGCGAGCGCGAGGAGCAGUACGACCGCUGGUUGGAGAACAUGCGUGUCAUCGAGGGCCUGCGCGAGUACGUCCGCGGACGUCUGGAGCGCAGAGAGUACGUUCCCGACGAAGCGGAGCACAACGGCGAUGCCAUGGACGUCGACGUCAAAAGCCCCCAGUUGCCUCCUCGCACGCUCGGCAAGGGCAAGGAGGGCGGCAACUCGUUGUACCCCAUCCUCCCCGUGCCCGGUUCUUGA